Anopheles funestus (African malaria mosquito) is the source of this 1533-nucleotide messenger RNA. Its product is annotated as zinc carboxypeptidase-like. The record is from RefSeq and is a predicted model, not a curated record. The coding region runs from base 273 to 1532 and encodes 419 amino acids. Gene Ontology annotation, molecular function: zinc ion binding; metallocarboxypeptidase activity. The transcript has 3 exons. Lineage: Eukaryota; Metazoa; Arthropoda; Insecta; Diptera; Culicidae. Gene Ontology annotation, biological process: proteolysis.
CCUUCACUGAUAUGCUUACUGUACCGUGAACGAUCGGCAAACAUGUGCUUCGGCGUGAUUUCUGUCCAUAGACACAACACUGAUGACUUUACGCAUGAAGUCGUAAACGUAAGGUGUAUUAACAGUAUCUCAUUGAAUUGCUUCCGAGAUAAGGCGUGAGAAGACUUUUUAACGGUAAAGGCCAGGUGCAAAAGAUUUUUUGGGAUAAGAAUGUGGUAUAAAAGAAGCACCUUGGUGACAUUAAUUUCAAAACAAAAUAGACAAGUCUCAAUAUGCGACCACACUGUGGCGUUUUGGUUGCCCUGUUCUUGGUCGCCGUAUCCGGAGAGCUAGUACGGUACGAUAACUACCAUCUGUUUCGUUUGGCAAUUACCGACAGGGGACAACUUGAGGUACUGCAGCAGCUAGAGCAACGAAAUGAUGGGUUCAUUUUCCUAGACUCACCUACACAAGUGCGUAUGAAUGUCAGCGUUCUUGUACCUCCAGCAAAACUGAUCGAUUAUAUAAAACUUUUGCAAAGCGAACAUCUUAGCUCCCGUCUGGCUACCAACAAUUUCCAAGCUAUUCUUGAUGCGGAAAAUCCUCCAAAAAAAUCGAAACGCAGUGAAACGUUCGGUUGGGAAGAGUACCAAACGCUAGAUGCCAUUUACGAAUGGAUCGAUGGGUUAGCACUGCAGUAUCCUUCCAUUCUUACCGUUCAAAGUAUUGGACAAUCGUACGAAGGUCGUGAUAUGAAGAUAGUGAAGCUUUCCCAACAGUCUGGAAAUCCGGGCAUCUUUCUCGAAGCUAAUAUUCAUGCGCGCGAAUGGAUCACCUCUGCAACGGCGACCUGGCUACUGAAUGAACUUCUUACAUCUUCCGAACCAGCGGUACAGGAGCUUGCCACUUCGUACGACUGGUACAUAAUGCCGGUAGCUAAUCCGGAUGGGUUCCAUUACACCAAGACAACCAAUCGGUUGUGGCGCAAGAAUCGCUAUCCACACAAUAUUCUAUGUGCGGGAGUCGAUCUGAACCGUAACUUCCCGUACCACUGGAUGGAGGGUGGAGCAUCGCAGGUACCGUGUAACGAUAUAUACGCUGGGCCAGAACCUGCAUCCGAAAUUGAAACUCGUAAUACGAUCGAGUACUAUGAAACGAUUGCCGAUCGGAUUGAGUUUCACCUGCAAUUCCACUCGUACGGUCAGUAUAUUCUACUACCAUACGGUUACCAAGGUGCCGACUAUCCGGACAACUAUCGCGACCAGAUGGAAAUAGCGGAGGCAGCCGCGAACGGAUUUGCUAGCCGUUACAAUACACCCUACACCUUCGGUACCAUUGCGGACGUGUUGUAUGUUGAUUCAGGAUCCACAACCGAUUGGGCGCACGGUUAUCAUAAAACCCCAAUCUCGAUGUGCUUCGAGUUCCGCGAUAAUGGUCCGUACGGGUUCGUACUGCCAGCGAACCAGAUAAUUCCCAACUCCGAAGAGACGCUCGAUGCAUUGAUAGCUAUGCUUGCCAAAGCCAAAACAAUGGGCUACUUUCAGCGAUCUUGAA